Messenger RNA from Lasiodiplodia theobromae, 3759 nucleotides. Its product is annotated as Inner centromere protein. NCBI's taxonomy places the organism in Eukaryota, Fungi, Ascomycota, Dothideomycetes, Botryosphaeriales, Botryosphaeriaceae. The transcript has 4 exons. Bases 1 to 3759 code for a protein of 1252 amino acids. The record is from RefSeq and is a predicted model, not a curated record.
AUGGCUGCGUCGCGCAACAAGCUCGCCGUCGGCUCCGCGCCAUGGAUCCUCGCCGAGCGCCAGCAGGCUGCGCAGUUUGUCGAGCAGGAGGCCGACGAGUUCUCCUACUCGGUGCGCAAUGAGAUGGAAUGGCUGAACGAGCACAUGGCCGACAUCUUCAGCCGCCCCGAGCUAAACAUAACCGACACCUUCAAAACCCCGGGCAAGCUGCGCGGGAAGACGCCGCGCACAGCUCGCAAGCGCAAUCCCCAGGAAUCGCGCGCUCCGCUCACGGACAUUUUCGCCCCCAAUCCCGCAAAUGCCCCCAGCCCCGCGCGUGAAACCGACUUCUACAAGCAGAUUGAACAGAUACAGAUCGCAGAGGACCCCGAAGAUGCUGACAUGUCGGCCCCGCCACAGCCCGCAGAAGACGCUGAUCAGACCUCCAACGCCAUCCCCCCGGGCGAUUCUGGCUAUCACGGAAUGACCGAAGACGAGAUGGAGGUUGAUGACGACGAGUCGGUCGCAAGAUUGUCUCCCCGGAAAGAAAGCCCGGCGAAGUCGAUACAAUCCUCGCCCCCCAAGCCGCAGGAGCCUCUCAGGAAGUCUGCAUCCGCAUCUUUUGUCUCGGCAAAGGAAGACGUCGAACAAAUCGAAAUCCACGAAGACGAAGAUGACGCCGACAAUGAAAUCACCAUCCACGAAGACGACAUGGAUCUGGUUCCCACGCAGCCCGACGAGCCGCCCAUUGCCCAGGAAAAUGCGCAACCCAAGUCUCCGCAAUUCGGCGUCGGUGACCAAACCGCGUCCGCUCUCAAUUCAGCUCUCAAUGCCACCGAGGAUAAGCAAGACGAGCAAGAGGAAGAGGAAGACGAUGGUGCGAAAACACCCUCCGACGAUUCGAGUCCAGCAAAGCCGCUUUUGCGCAAGAGCAGCCUUACCUUCUCUUCCCUUCCCGCGCGUGAACCACUUGCCGGGAAGAAGAGUAUGGGCAGCAGGAUCUCGCGAACCAGCCAUGUGGAUCAGUACAAGGCUCGUAGCAGUCACUUUGGUAGGUUCACUGGCGGUAAAAGCCUUGGUGGAGGCCAGAACAUUACUGCGGCCGGGGACGACAGCGAAAGUGUGGGCGGCUCUGAGAGUGAAAACGAGAACGCGGAAACACACAAAAAGACGUCUACGCAGCGCCUCCACGAGCGCAUCAACAUGCUGGCCAAGGCCCAAGAACCAAGGACGUCAAAAUCAAUCCCUGGAUCUGCAUCUCAGGAACCGAACUAUCCCCAGCUUCCCACCGAGAAUGACGAACAGAGUGUGGAGCCCGAGGAAGUAUCAGAGUCCGAAGAACCUGUAAAACCACCCAAAGCACACAGCCCAGUGCCCAACAUCCAGGAUGAGGACGACGACGACGACGAUUGGAUUGCCCCCGUCACUGCUAAACCGCUCCCUUCAGCCCUAACUCUACCGGCUCACUCAAGAAGUGGCUCUGAUGACGUUAUGGAAGAGGUCAGCGGAAAGACUCCGCUUGGCGGCUUCGACGCAGAGAUGGAAGAAGAGUCGCGAUCGGAAAGGCGAACUCCCAUUAGACACGGCCUUGGCCACCUAAAGUCUGCCUCGGUCCCGAACCUCGAGUCCUCGGCGAAAAGUGCAUCGAAGGCGCCCGGAUCUUCACGUAAGAAAGCAACCUCUGUGUAUGAUCCCGAGCAACUGCAGGAUGUGGAGUCAAAUACGCCGGCCGGAUCACCAUCCAGGAUGGAUGAUGCUCCGUUGAGUGCCUCGAAAACCAAGUUUUUCUCCGUUUUAAAGUCCGCCAAAAGCAUCUUUGCAAGCAGUGCUGGUGUUAGCGCUCAAGCAAAGCUGGAGGCUUUGUCCCCAUCGUCACCGAGAUUGCGAGAGAAUUCUGCCACGGAACAAGUCUCGAGUUCCCCGAGACCUGCUCGCCAAACCAUUUUCGAUAGGCCUAUCAACCCAGCGAGCCCCGCGAGGCGUCCGGCGACUGCGAUUGGUACUCCUACCCGGAUGACGCGCGCCUCUCUUGAGCGACAACGUAAGGAGAAGGAAGUGGAAGCGCAAAAAGAACAUGAGGAGUCUUUGCAGAAGGCCACAGAAGAAGAGCAGAAGGUCGUAGAGAAGGGAAGACAACAAGGGAUGGCUGGCAAAGACGUUGCGGCUACGCGUCUUGGUGCUGCCUCUCGUGCUGAGACUGUGUCUUCAAGAGACGAUGAUUACACCUCGACCGACGAUGCGUCUAAGCCUGCCCGUUCUAAGCCAGGGCGCGGUCCACCUAAGAUGAGGGAGCCGAAGAGCCGACUAAUCAAGCCCACCGCAAGCAAGGAGAACCUUUCCAGGCCGAGACACAUCAAAGUUGGCCUUGGGUCCCAGAGACCGCAUCCGACGAAUGCAGAUUUGUCUAAAUCUCUCCACGGCACUCUCCCUGGCGUCGCAAAGACCCCAGCUGCGAAGAACCCCGUCGAUUCUGCCAACAGUUCCUUCGCUAAGAGCACUGGUCCAGUUGCCAAGCCGACGUCUUUGGCUCUGGCAGCGAAAAACAAGGAAAGAGAGGAACGUGAAGCUCAGCGCAAGGCUGAGAAGAAACGAGCAAUAGAGCAGCAGCGGGCGGAGAAAGCCGCAAGGGCUGAGGAAGAACGCCGGAAGGCCGACGAAGAGCGCAGAGCCGAGGCGCAGCGAAAAGCCGCAGAGCAACAGCGAGCACAGGAAGCCAAGCGGGCAGCUAGCAGGCAGGCUUUGGCUGCUGAGGCCAAAAAGCAGGAACAGCUACGGGCCCAGGCAGUCAGCAAGCAGACGAAGGAUUUGGCCCAAGCUCUUUCGAAGGAAAAGGCAGCAACUGUUCACGGUCAUCCUCGCGGUGACCUUGGUGGCGCUCGACCUAUCUCUCGAGUCAACACGGUCCUGAACAUUCCUCCUGUCAAUCCGGCCAAGCCUCCAAAGCGCUUCCAUGCCGAUGAAGAGACUGCGCCACGCCCACCGGCGCAGCGCAAUGCGCCCUCUUUCCAGCAAUUGAACGCCAAGCGUCGGAAGACUCUCUCAGAUGACGAGGACGAAGAGCCUGCCGACGCCCGACGUUCUAUGAUGGCCCCGCCGAUCAGACAAUCCAAUGUGCGCAAGUUGUACCCAGAGCGCGAACGUCUCAUGUCGGUCAUCGAUAAGGCCAAGGAACCGAACAAGUUCUCCCAUGGAUACAAGCCGGCACCUGCUGGCCCUUCGUCCCACGGGCAAUCAAUGUUCAAGCAAACCGUCAAAGCGCAGCACCAACUGCAACACAGCAAGCUUGGAAACCACCCCAAUGACAUGGCCACAAUUUCGAAAGCGAAGAUCCCCUUUGCCGACGCGUCAGGUCCCUCAGCCGCUGCUGGUCCUUCCUCCAGCGUGUUCAAGACACCUGCACGGACCACCACCGUUCCUCUUGCUUCGCCGCAUUUCCCUACGCCCGAGCUACCGGAAAUUGCCACGGAUUCGGAGGACGAAGACUCGGAUUCGGAGGCGGCCAACUUCCAGGCCCCGUCGUGGGUCAACUCACCUGCCCUGCGCGAGCUGCUCACACAGCAACAGCUGGUUGAUCCAUUGGAGGUGUUUGGGCCGAUUCCGCCUCUGCAGAUGGAGGAAAUUUUCAAAAAUAAGGACAGGCACAAGAGAUUCAGAGAGAGAACGAGCAGCGCUUACUGGGUUAAAGAUAAGCUGACCGAGGAAGAGAGAAAGAAGGAUAUGGAAGGAAGGGAGAGGCUGAUGAGAGAUGGUGGCUGGACGUAUGACAACAAGGGGUCGUAG